UUAUGGUGCUUCGGCGCGGUCUUGCAUCCUUAACCCGGCCACCUAACGGUUUGAGAUGCGACUUUCAGUUUCACGCACGAACCUCCCGAGCACGGAUCUUCAAAUCGUUACCGCUCAGUGUCAUCCGAACGGUGUUCGAAGUCGGAACUGUGCGAGCAGCAGUGGUAGCAACAGAAACAGCAGUAGCACCAUUGCCCCGGAGGAUAAUAAUCUUCAUCGAACGACAACUCGCCGCUGGUACCAUCGAGCCCCCGUGCAAGCAAUCGCGCCCUGACUAUUCGUGCUACCGUCAGACCAUGCUUAGCGGUGGAAAAGUACUAUCCGGCACGGAUGUUGCUAAAGAUAUACGCGAAAAGCUGAAAAAGGAUGUGGCCGAAAUUCGGCGCCAAGUGCCGACACUCGUGCCCGGAUUGGCGAUCGUGCAGGUUGGUGGCCGCGAAGAUUCUAACGUGUACAUUCGCAUGAAAAUUAAGGCGGCCGAGGAGAUCGGCAUGUAUGCCGAGCAUGUUCAGCUGCCGCGAUCGACAACGCAGGACGAGUUGCUGGCUACGGUCAAGCGACUUAACGAGGACCCAUGCUUCCACGGGAUCAUCGUGCAAAUGCCGCUGGAUUCGGAAACACCGAUCGACGCACAUCUUAUCACCGAUGCCGUUUCACCGGAUAAGGACGUUGAUGGCCUCAACACAGUUAACGAGGGUCGCGUGGCUGUCGGUGAUAUGAACGGGUUUCUUCCCUGCACACCGAACGGUUGUAUGGAGCUUAUCAGACGCACCGGAACCCCGAUCGCAGGAUCUUACGCGGUUGUGAUUGGGCGUAGUAAAAUUGUUGGCACGCCCAUGUCCGAGCUGCUAAAGUGGAGCGAUGCGACCGUUACCGUGUGCCAUUCGAAGACGAAGAACCUGAAUCUGUUGAUCAAGAAGGCAGACAUUCUGGUGGUAGCUGUUGGGCGCCCAGAAAUGGUCCGUGGCGCCUGGAUCAAACCGGGUGCCGUCGUGAUCGACUGUGGCAUCAACUCUAUUCCUGAUCCGACGAAGAAGAGCGGCCAGCGGCUGGUCGGUGACGUGAAGUACGACGAGGCGCUACCGGUUGCCGCGCACGUAACACCAGUUCCUGGAGGGGUCGGUCCCAUGACUGUGGCGAUGCUGAUGCAGAACACGGUUCAGUCUGCUCAGCGCGUUGCCCGGAGAUUGGUCGAAAUGGAGUUCCGCUGGUGUUUGAAAACUUUGCCGCUUAAGCUGACCGAACCUGUUCCGAGUGACAUUGAAAUUGCACACGGACAGGAGCCGAAGGAUGUGGCCGUGUUGGCGCAGGAGAUCGGCAUCAUACCGUCGGAGCUGUCUCUCUAUGGUACGAAGAAGGCCAAAGUAUCUCUGAAAGUGUUGGACCGGCUGCAAAACGAGGAGGACGGGAAAUACGUGGUCGUGGCAGGCAUUACUCCAACCCCACUGGGCGAAGGCAAGAGCACCACCCUUGUCGGGUUGGUGCAAGCGCUGUUUUCGCAAAAGCGUUGCAAUUCGAUCGCCUGCCUGCGCCAACCGUCGCAGGGUCCCACUUUCGGCAUCAAGGGCGGCGCGGCCGGAGGUGGCUACUCGCAAGUGCUGCCGAUGGAGGACUUCAACCUCCAUUUGACCGGCGACAUCCACGCGGUGACAGCGGCCAACAAUUUGCUGGCGGCUCAGUUGGACGCGCGGAUCUUCCACGAGGCAACCCAAACGGACCAGGCGCUGUACGAGCGGCUCGUGCCGGCCAUCAGGGGCUCCCGGAAGUUUGCCCCUAUCCAGCUGCGCCGCCUGAAGCGGCUUGGAAUCGAGAAAACGGAUCCGUACACACUGACGCCGGACGAGAUUAAGCGGUUCGCGCGGCUUAACAUUGAUCCGCACAACGUUACGUGGACUCGGGUAUUGGACGUGAACGAUCGGUAUCUGCGCAAAAUAACGAUCGGGCUGUCACCUACGGAGAAGAACCUGACGCGGGACACUAGUUUCGCGAUAUCCGUGUCGAGCGAAAUCAUGGCCAUACUGGCGCUCGCCACAAGCCUUGAGGACAUGAAGCAGCGGCUGGCGAAGAUGGUGGUCGCGUUCGAUAGGACCGGGGCACCUGUGACGGCCGAUGAUUUAGGUGUAACCGGAUCGAUGAUGGUCCUGCUAAAGGAUGCGAUCGAACCGACGCUGAUGCAAACUCUCGAAGGGACUCCCGUACUGGUACAUGCUGGCCCGUUCGCUAACAUUGCGCACGGCUGUUCGUCCAUCAUUGCGGACGACAUCGCCAUGAAGUUGGUCGGAAAACGAGGCUACGUGGUGACGGAGGCUGGCUUCGGCUCCGACAUUGGUAUGGAGAAGUUUUUCAACAUUAAGUGCCGUUCGUCGGGCAAAGUGCCCAACGCGGUCGUACUCGUAACGACCGUUCGCGCACUCAAGAUGCACGGCGGAGGACCGAUCGUUACGGCCGGAGCGCCGCUUCGCCGAGAGUAUAUGACCGAAAAUCUAGAACUGCUCGAGAAAGGACUACCGAAUUUGGUGAAGCACAUCGAAAAUGGACGCAAGUUCGGAAUUCCGGUAGUGGUGACCAUCAAUGCCCACGCCACCGAUACGCCGGCCGAGCAUGAGUUGGUUCGGAAGGCGUCCAAGGCGAACGGUGCGUUUGAGGCGGUCGUUUCGCACCACUGGGCUAAGGGUGGCGAAGGGGCGGCAGAGUUGGCGCAAGCCGUCAUCAAUGCUUGCGCAGAUCCCACGUCCGAUUUUAAGUUCCUGUACGAACUUGAUCUACCUAUCGAGGAUAAGAUAAGCAAAAUCGCAAAGGAGAUGUACGGUGCCGGUACAGUGGAGCUUAACAGCAAGGUUCGCGAUGCUAUUCGGGUUUACACGGACAAGGGCUACGCAAAGCUGCCGAUCUGCAUGGCAAAAACUUCGAACUCCCUCACCGGAGACCCCAGCGUCAAGGGUGCCCCGAAAGACUUUAAACUCGUCAUCAACGAUGUUUGUCUGUCUGCCGGUGCUGGUUUCAUUGUCCCAAUGUGCGGCGAAAUUUCUCGCAUGCCCGGCCUGCCUACGAGACCUUCGAUUUUCGACAUCGACCUGAACACUGAAACCGGCGAGAUAGAGGGACUGUUUUAAACGUCGGUCAGGCGUCUCAUGAUGAGUUUAAUCGUAGAACCAAAAAGGCGUUAUUUUUGUUUGCAUUUUCGUGCUCAUUGUUUCGUCUGUCGUUGACAAUCAAUUUUAACAACAACCUUCAACAGACAAUUUCAGCUUAUUGUGCCUUCGAUUGAAUUUCCCUUUACUGUUAUCUUCAGAUCUGUCUCAAAUAAAACACUUUGCCCAAAGCUUUCUUGAUCCAGAAAUUCUUUGAUCUGGUAUUGCUCUUUUUAUUCGCUACUGUUUUGUUGUGUUUUCCUACUAUUGUUUUCCUAUUGUCAACGAAAUAUAACCAUAUCCGCCCGUUUGCCUACAUAACUCUGUUCAACUACAUUCUGUUCAACGGCAGUCUCCCUAAAUUGAAUUGGAAGGAUAAGAAACGUAAAACUAAAAAUA
Molecule: messenger RNA, 3530 nt
Organism: Anopheles cruzii
Lineage: Eukaryota; Metazoa; Arthropoda; Insecta; Diptera; Culicidae
Gene: pug
Product: C-1-tetrahydrofolate synthase, cytoplasmic
Exons: 8
Coding region: 3-3113 (1036 amino acids)
Biological process (GO): tetrahydrofolate interconversion
Cellular component (GO): cytosol
Molecular function (GO): methenyltetrahydrofolate cyclohydrolase activity; ATP binding; methylenetetrahydrofolate dehydrogenase (NADP+) activity
Source: RefSeq, a predicted model, not a curated record